Messenger RNA from Suillus fuscotomentosus, 288 nucleotides. RefSeq lists its product as uncharacterized. The transcript has a single exon. The annotation marks the transcript as partial. The record is from RefSeq and is a predicted model, not a curated record. Lineage: Eukaryota; Fungi; Basidiomycota; Agaricomycetes; Boletales; Suillaceae.
GGAGCAGAUGUCCCACAAGAGGCUUUCUUCAUGAGCAUAAGGAAACUCUGUCACAGGGAAGUCAUCUUUGAAGUUGACAGUAUUGAUACCAAAGCCUGGAUCUCAUACCAGAGCAAUAGCAAAUCUUUCAGCAAAAACUUCAGGAACGAAACGAUCAUCAAAGACAGGACCUUCCAACUAAUAGCAGAGUAUGUCUUGACGAUAUUCAACCUGGACUCAUCCACAUCACUUGCAGAAACAGAGAAAAGCAACACACUCUGCCCUGGAUUACUCACCAAAGCAAAAUAG